AUGUCAGAAAGAGAUAUUGGAAAAAAAUAAAUUUCCUAAAAAAUUGACGGAGACCCAAAAAUUAGUUAUUUUGAAUUUUUAAUGAUUUUAGGUAGAAUAGCUCUAGAUAGAACACCUAAAGAAUAAUUAAAAAAAGCUGAUAAAAACUAUAAAUUUGGGGAAAAUAUAACUCCAAAAUACGACCUUGAUUUUAUUAUUAGACAAAUAGAUAAUGAAUUAUAGCCUAUUCCUCCAUAAUAUAUGCCAUAAGGAUUAGAUGGUAAAAACGCAAAAGUACCCCCAAAAGUAAUAGGAGAAUAACCACCAAAACCUCCAGUGGAUAAAAAUGCAAAAAAGCCUUAAGAUAAAAAAGGUUAAGAAAAAAAGAAAAAAAAAGGUGAAGAAGAGGAACGAGAAAUAAUAUGGGCAGGUAAACCUUAACCUUUACCGAAAAAAACUUACGAUUAUUUCCAAGAAUUGAAUGAUAAUUUAGAAUUUAAAAAUGCUUUAGAAAUAAGUAAAAGAAGCGGAACUAUGAGUCAUAUAGAACCAUUACCAAUAAUAUUAGAAGAAAUGAUAUACCCAAUUUAAACUCCAGCAGAACCUUAGAAAUAUUUAGAAGCUGCAAUAUUAAAUUAAGCAUAAUCGAAUUUCGAAUGUGCAUUAGAAGAUAUUAAUGCUUGUUAUGAUAUGUGGUUAAAUAUAGAAUAAAGAAACGAACUUAUUAUUGCAAAUGAAAUUUUCUUUGAUUAUUUUAAAGGAUCUCUUUUUUUAUCCGCUGGUAGGGAAGAUUUAGCUUUAUCAUCCUUUUAUUCUUCUAAAUAUCCUGCAGAUAAGCUUUCUUUAGACUCACCAGAUAAAGCUUUACCUUAUUGUGGAUUAGGAACUGCAUUUUAUAGAAUGGAAGAAUAUACUUUGGCACUAAGAUGUUUCUUAAAAGCUAGAGAAUUAAGAGAAUAUGCUAUAGGAGGUGAUAAUAUGGAAACUGCAACUGUUUAUAAUAAUAUAGGAUGUUCUAUGAUGAGACUAAAUAGAAAUUUAGAAGCAGCGACUUAUUUUGAAUUAUCUUAUGCAAUUUUUGAUUUAGAAAUCGGCUAGUUUCAUAUCAGAACUUCCACUGUAGCUAGAAAUUAUUAAAAGUGUAAAAAGUAAGGUAUAAGCUAUUUACCGGAAUUUAAAACAAUGUGGAUUACAUAUGAAUAAGAUCCUUUAAAAAAAAAAAAAAGUAAUAAAAAAGGUAAAACAAAAAAGUGA
Ichthyophthirius multifiliis is the source of this 1233-nucleotide messenger RNA. RefSeq lists its product as hypothetical. Gene Ontology annotation, molecular function: protein binding. The record is from RefSeq and is a predicted model, not a curated record. The transcript is spliced from 4 exons. NCBI's taxonomy places the organism in Eukaryota, Ciliophora, Oligohymenophorea, Hymenostomatida.